AUGUCUCCAAAGAACGUGGCUGAGCCGGAGGAGAUCACUGGACAGAGUGCCCUUCCAAUUUCCCGUAUCAAGAAGAUCGUCCAGCUUGAUGACGAUAUUGUACAAUGCUCCAACAACGCGACCUUUGUGAUCGCCAUGGCUACUGAGAUGUUCAUCCAGUAUCUCGCCGAGCAGGGACACAAUGUGGUCAAGUCAGAACGAAAACCGCGAAAGACGGUGCAAUACAAGGAUUUGGGUGGGUUGCAAUCGAUCCUCAGUCGAGGUUCUACCGGAUUGUAUGCUGAUUUCCUCGUUUACGCAACAGCUACCGCAGUCUCACACAUUGACAACCUCGAAUUCCUUUCCGAUGUGAUUCCCAAGACUACGACGUACAAGCAGUUCAAGGAGAAGAAGGCCAAGGAUGCUGCUAAACACACUGAGAUGGAAAAGGGCCAGCGAACCUUGAACGGAAGCGGUUCUGCGCCCAACAACACCAAUGGUGCUUCUGCUGAAUCUGGUCUACCUCAGUCUGAAGCGGCCAUAUCGUCACCAUCAGUUCCUCGCACACCCGUGGUCCCCGUGAGCGCGCUGAUCGCGGACCGAACGGUUGAUCAUUCGACCCGGAAUGACCCCGACAUUGAAAUGAAGGAUUGA
Molecule: messenger RNA, 633 nt
Organism: Penicillium cataractarum
Lineage: Eukaryota; Fungi; Ascomycota; Eurotiomycetes; Eurotiales; Aspergillaceae
Product: histone-fold domain-containing protein
Exons: 3
Coding region: 1-633 (210 amino acids)
Cellular component (GO): nucleus; CHRAC
Molecular function (GO): protein heterodimerization activity
Source: RefSeq, a predicted model, not a curated record